AUGUACUUCGCUCAGCCUUCUAAGCACAUCAAUCAAGAGAGGGCUAUUGGCGUCAAUCCUUUCCAUCAUGCUCUCAACUUGGCCAUGCUGCAUCUUCCCAUCUGGCUCGGUCGAAGCGCAGUCGGUCAAGGCUUUGCUCAGCCUCUCAAUGGCCUGCCGCACAGCCUCUGCCUUCAUCCCUAUGGAACAAGCGCCCAGGACGCCCAUAUCAUCGGGUUCUGGCUCGACUGUCUUGUGAAGGAUGCCUAUUGCAGUGUGAGCUGUGGGUGGAUGGCCGUGCAGAGGCACAUUCGAGAUGAUGGAAAGUCGAUACGUACGGGCUGA
Penicillium samsonianum is the source of this 324-nucleotide messenger RNA. RefSeq lists its product as uncharacterized. The record is from RefSeq and is a predicted model, not a curated record. Bases 1 to 324 code for a protein of 107 amino acids. NCBI's taxonomy places the organism in Eukaryota, Fungi, Ascomycota, Eurotiomycetes, Eurotiales, Aspergillaceae. The transcript has a single exon.